AUAAUCACAACAAAUAGGGAAAACACCCAGCAAGUCGUCUUGACGGCCGCUCCUCGCGCGCGCCACACACAACACAAACACAAAACAAAAGACAAAAAGUGCAACCAUACACACCCGUACGCAUCGAACCAUUCCCAGCCCCAUCCGGUUGUUUUGUUAUGUGAGGCUUCCCGUGGCAACCAACGCAAACGGGACACGCGAAAUAUGUCCGCGCAAUUGAACGGCAUCGGACGGUGGUCGGAUAGUAAAGCGAAGCGGCAACAGCAGCCCUCAGCCCAACCGUGCUGCGACAGUGAGGAGGCGUCGCUGGACGAAUUUCUCGAGCACGAGCUGCUCUGCUGGCUGAACGAGGACAAACCGAUCGGACAGGAGGUAGCGACGCUCCGGCCGGAACUGUACGGCGAGCUGAACCACUUGUUCGGUGUGGCCGCGAACGAGGCGGACAACCGGUGUGUGGAGGAUAUACUGGCCGAGGCGGAACGGUUGAUGCUGCAGGAUACGGCCGGCACCGAGACCGACCCUACCGCACAGUCACCGAUGGGGUGGAGCGAACUGCUCCUGCCGGAGAUGGACCCGUCGCCGAAGCAUGAUGCACCGUACCUGCGGACACUAAGCCCCGAAUGUGUGAAGGUAUCCGAUGUGGGCUGCCGUGCUACUUACAAUGCCACACCCGACGGUAGGCCCCGGUCCCAAACAAUGGACUCCAUGUCUAAACCACCCAACGAGAAUCUCUCGGCCAGCUCACCCAUUAUCAACCGUACGCCCACACCACCACCACCAAGCACGCCCCGACAGCGCCGACACCUUCACGAUCAACCAACCCCUAUCAAACCCGUCGUAGAAACGCGACCAGAUAUCGCUGCUUCACCUACCGACCAAUGCGGGCCUAAUCGAGGCCUAAGGCAACCCAACGCCAACGGUAGCACUAGUUGCCCGGUGCAGCGACGGCAGAUGUGUGACCGAUCGACACAACCGUCGCCUGUACCGGAGGAUGACGAGCCGGACCAGUACGCGAGCUGGUCGAAGGAACGGUUGCUGGAGGGUAAGAUCACCGAGUUGCAGGAGCGGCUAAAGGAUACGGAAGAACGGUACCACAGCUUGAAGCUGCAGUACGACACACUGUCGCAGGUCCAUCGAACGUUGCGCGAGAAUUACGGUGCGAUGCAGGAGGAGAGCGAGAAGCUGCAGUUCGACAUACAGCAUCUGACCAAGUGUGCCGACGUGUUGAGGUCUGAGUUGCAGUCCGCCCGGUGCGAUCGUGAUUCGGCAAUUGAGUUGCAGAAAAUUCUUCAAUCCGAGCUGGACGAAUCGCGCAAGGAGAAGAAAAAGCUGCAGGACAGCAGCGAAAAGGACUCGAAAACCAUACAGGACCUGCAGCGCCAGUGUCGGGAGAUGGAGCGCAUACUGAUGCGCAAAAAUCCGGACUCCAUCUCAGCCUUAAUCGUCGCGAGCAAAUCACCGACGGGGAAACCCGAAUCGGACGGUUCCACCUCAACCACCUGCCGGCUGCUGGAGCAGCGGAUCGCCCAGCUCGAAGCGGACGCGAAAAAGCAGGACGCCAAGGCGCAAGGUAUAUUGGCCGACGUGCAGGCCCGCUUUAACUCGGUGCAGGCAAAGUACGAAACGCAUAUAGCCGAUCUCGAGAUGCAGGUGCUCAGCCUGCAGGAGAUCAACUCGAAGCUGAACGAAAAGAUUAUCCGCCAGAUGGAGGAGCUUGCGAGCAUUAGCAGCCAUGCGGCUGCCGUUAAAACCACCGGUACCGCUUGCUUUACGCAAACCGACGCACCGGUCGAGGAGUCCGGACCGGAAUGCCGGGCCCGCAAACGGGAUGUGCCAGCCAGUGUUAAAGUGCGCUCUAUUUUAGUGCAGACCGAUGUGACCGGAACGGGGGUAGAAACGGCGAUCCCUACCAGCCGGCAACCGAGCGCGAAACGGGCCCAGGCACAGAGCAAGGAGGAUGCUCACCUGUUGGCCACCAUCCGGGGCAUGCGGGUCGAUUUGGCGAUCAAGGAGAAGGCGGUCCAGCGGUUAACGCGCGAAGUCGACGAGUGUAAGAAAACGAUCAAAAAGCUGCAGAAAAAGAAGGACCCGGUGCCGGUCGGUGCCGGGCGCGGUGACAGUGGCCGUUCGCCGGCCAAGGUACGCAACAAGGUCGCGGAUAGCUGUGCGGACAGCGGUCCCGAUGCCGGUGCUGCGCUACGGGAUGCACAGUCGAAGGUGAAAAUCCUCGAACUGGACUACAAAGCGCUGCAGGACAAACGGUUGCAAGAUCUCAAAACACUGCAAGCCGCCCACGAAAAGGAGCUCGCAUCCUGCCACGAAUCGAUACGCUUUCUGCAGCAACGGUUGGCCGAAAGUGAGGAAGAGUUGCUCCAGCGUAAGGAUAAGCAGCGGCCCAACCACAGCAACGAUUAUUACGGUCUGAAGGCAAAGCGAAAGCGCACACUGAAACGGGUCGUUACACCACGGCAAGGACAAACGGUGGCCCGGAAAUGGUGGCUAUCGGCCGGCCGUAAUCCGUCCACGUGUCAGGCGUUGGUUCAGCACUUGCUGAACCAUGAAUUUCACAGUACCAAAACGAGCCUGCAACAGCGUAAUGGUGACAAUAAGACAAAACUGUUAAAUUAACUAAAUCAAACUCGAAAAGUGUGUCGCCACGAGGAGUGUCCAAGUAGCCGUAUUUUAGCGAUGGUAAAUAGUAGAUUUAAUAGCGUAGAUUGCUAGCGUUCCUUCUUGAUCGUUAAAAUACGGUUCGUGAAUGUUUGCUGUUAGCCAAAAAAAGAAAAAGUGACUCAUGUUUUUUUGCGACUACUUUACGUUGCAUCGCGAUUCGUUGGUUGUCUCAUCAUCCGGCGACAGUAGAACAGAUCAUUGGCCAACCGGGUAGAGCAAGCGUAAAGAGAGCGGGUAGUUCAUAUGCUAAUUACACUUUCUUUCCCUUUCUUUCCUCUUUCACUGCCACCCGGCGCUGGACAUAUGUGUGUGUGUGUGUGGUGCCAAAAUGUACAACGAUGGAAAAUCUCCGUUUUCUUGUUGUUGUUUGUUUCCAUUUUCCGUUUUCCUUUAGGUCGCGUACUUAGAACGACGCCAUACCGAGCGUGAGCAACGUCUGCUCAUGUUGGUGGAAGCGUUAAGCAAAUAAUUGUUGCUCACUACCCGUUCGUGGACGUCCGGUGGUCAGUUUUGAUGUUUGCAUAACUAACUUUUAUCGAAACGGCGGAAAACCUCCAUGAUGGAAACCCGUUGCUCCUAGUCACGAUAUGUGCCAGACCAGGAUUUAGUGUGUUAAAUAGGUGUGUGUGUUUCUAGGCGUGGAAAUGCAUGUGUGUGUGUGUGUGCGUGUGUGUAUGACUAUGUGUGUUUUAGGUUUGGCGUAGGAAAAGGUCCCCACUAUUAAAAACUGUGGUAUAUCUAAUGUCUCACUGUUUGAAACUAUUUGAAACAAACACCCUUCUUAACAAAUCACAAGUGAUGGGAAUUUAAACCACUCAGUAAGGUGAAUUAAAUCAGAGUGAAUGAGUUAGAAUAGUGAGUUAUAUCGGAUCACUAUUUAAGAGUCAAAUCUCGAGGAAUGAUUAAACUCGCCGUGCCGACUAACCACUCACUCACUUCAUUUUAACUCACGACACGAAGAGUUAAAUCACCGAUGAGUUAUUUAACUCUGAAGUGACUUAAAACGCAGUGAGUGAGUGAGUCUGUCGGCACGAAAGAAUUAAGUCACAAGUGAGUUGAAAAAGCUCUUCGUGACGAUUCGAAUCUUCUAAUUCAUUGCCAAGAUUUAACUCAUUCACUCAUUUUGACUCAAUUUGCACAUCCCUUCGAAUCACUGUCGACGGGGAAUGAUAAACGAAAUUAGAGAUUUUAAUUUUAAUCAGAUUAAACUAGAACAUAAAAGGGGUUUUGCUAUCAAAUAGCAAUCAGUAGAAGACGGAAACUCUACCUAAUUAAUUUAAAAUUUAUUUAUUUAUUAAAUAUUAACACAAUCCUCACAGUAGAGUAUUCGUUUCGAAUUCAACUUUUUCCCGGUUUUAAAAAAAGACACCUUGUAAUGUAAGUACUAUUUUUCCCCUAACAAAAACCCCCCCCAAAAGGGACGAACUUAUGUCCCAUAGUUCUCUCGACGCAUCGAUUUUAGUGGAUGCGACAGUGUUGAAAAUUAUUGUUCGAUAACGUAAGUGGUUUUAGCUGUGAAGUUGUACACACGUUCGAUCGAUAUCCAGGUCAAGUUAUUAGUAAUGGCGAUUGGAAUGGAUGCCGAAUUGACGAAUCAGCAAACAAAAAAAACAAAUUGCCAUAAAACCGUUAGCCGGUAGUUGUAUACACCAGAUCUUAAAUAGACUAAUAAAAAGAAAGGAUUCACAAAAACUA
This is a messenger RNA of Anopheles stephensi (Asian malaria mosquito), 4368 nucleotides long. RefSeq names its product centrosomal protein of 162 kDa. Gene Ontology annotation, biological process: cilium assembly. The record is from RefSeq and is a predicted model, not a curated record. NCBI's taxonomy places the organism in Eukaryota, Metazoa, Arthropoda, Insecta, Diptera, Culicidae. Gene Ontology annotation, cellular component: axonemal microtubule; centrosome; centriole. The coding region runs from base 205 to 2628 and encodes 807 amino acids. The transcript has 6 exons.